Molecule: messenger RNA, 1619 nt
Organism: Pyrus x bretschneideri (Chinese white pear)
Lineage: Eukaryota; Viridiplantae; Streptophyta; Magnoliopsida; Rosales; Rosaceae
Product: putative F-box protein At1g65770
Exons: 2
Coding region: 27-1367 (446 amino acids)
Molecular function (GO): protein binding
Source: RefSeq, a predicted model, not a curated record
UUCUCCACUCUGCUAAGUCGAUCGAGAUGGAGACGAAGAGGGUGGAGUGGUCCGAUCUUCCCAAGGAGCUAUGGCCGGCGAUCGGAAGCCGCGUCGACAACCGCAUCGACGUUCUCCGGUUCCGCAGCGUCUGCAAGACAUGGCGCUCCGCCGUCCCCCCUUUUCAGCAACCCAUUACUCCUCCCCUGCCCCUCAGCUUCUCUUCUCCUUCCGCCGCCCCUGAUGGUGGAGCUUUGCAGACUCAAUCUAAAGCUCUACUCUUUCAAAUCACAGUCUACCGCAUGGAAUUUCUAAAACCCAAUUCGUCAAAACCGUGGCUGGUGAAGUUUGAGGAGUCGAAUUCUGGUGAUCUGCGAUUGCUGCAUCCAAUCACUAAUAAGCCACUGAGGUACUACCCUGCAUCUAAUACUCCAAAGGAUUUCAAUUUGUUGGACUUUAAGAUUGUUGAAUUGCGAAAAUCGUAUAGUCUGCAAUUUAGGAAUAGUAUCAAUGUUGUUAUGGCUUGUGUGAACAAAGUGGUAGUCAUGGAUGCAAAAAACUUGAAUGACUGUGGUGUUUUUAUGAUUUACAAUGGCGGAAAGUUGGGUUUCGUGAGGUCUGGAGACGAGAAAUGGACCCAUGUGGAUGAACAAAACUCUCACUAUGAUGAUAUCAUUGUGUAUAAGGGUCAAUGCUAUGUUGUUGAUAGAUGCGGAACAAUUUCAUGGGUCAAUUCUGAUUUGAAUGUGAUCCAAUUUUCGCCUCCGUUAUUUGGGCUUGGUGGGAGGAAGCAUUUGGUUGAGUCGUGUGGCGAUCUUUUCGUGGUUGAUCGGUACCUUGACAAGUGUGACAUGGAAAGGUUGCCCGAGCACAAUGUCGAGGUUAAUAUUUUUGGUGCUAAUUUUCAAGCUCUUCCUCAUCCAUUUGAUGCUCCUCAUCAUCCUUUCGCCGCUCCUCCUAAUCCAUUCGUAGCUCCUCCUCAUCCACUUGCCGCUCCUUUUGAUGGUGAAGCUGUGGAUUUUAAAGUUUAUAAGUUGGAUCAAGAAUGGGGUAAGUGGGUUGAUGUGAAAAACUUGGGAGAUCAAGUGUUUAUUUUGAGCAAUGAUGGGUCUUUCGCUGUCUCGACUGGAGACUUUGGUAAAGUGAAGGGAAAUUGCAUUUUAUUCACCGAUCAAAAGCUUCCUCAUUUACAAGGAAUUGGAGGAUCCAAAACAAGGUGUAUUAGUCGUGUGUUCAUGAUGGAGAAUGGCAUCAUUCGGAACCUAGCUGCUUCACCCACCUAUUACGAGAUGCUCCAGCCACCAUCCAGUUGGCUCAGCCCUGCUCUUGAUGAUGUCUCUCGCCAUCGGCUUGCUGAUCGGUUAAUGGAAAUUGAUGACAGCGAAUGAAGACCCAUUUCUGCAUCUCUCGGAGAAGGCGGAAUAUCCAAUCUCUCACGAAGAGUGAUUUGUAUAUUAAACUAGUGUAAAAUUAUCGAAUCUAGUUUUUUUCGAACUGUAGGCGUGUGGUCUGUCGAUGUUAUUAUGGAUGUGUAUAUACGGCUUAUGCAAGCUGUUUCUCCGUAGAACUUGGAUCUUUUGAUGUUCUAAUUGGUAAUGUAAUGGGUUUCUUAGAUUUCAAAUGGAAUUGUCACUUGUUUC